AUGCCCAAGACAACAGCGGCGACGUCGAAGAGGCGCCACAACCCUCUCGAGGCCGACCUGGUUUCGACCGGCGUCCUUAAGAACAACUCCGGCAAAAAGAGCAAGAACACUCGCGCCGACAACGACGAAGAUGAGCAGAAGUAUGUCGACGCCAAGGCUUCGCGCAACAUUUUGGCUAUGAGCCGUAGCCUCAUCGAGGAGGAGGAGAACCUCCGGACAACACAAAACGCAGCCUCCGGAUCUGCUCCUUCGGCGUUCGAGUUCGAUCCAUCGAGAUUCGACCGCAACGAUGACGAAGACGACAAGUUUGAGAACGACGAGGCCUGGGGCGAGGAAGAGGAGGAGGAGGUAGAGGAAAUCGAAGUCGACGCCACCGAUCUUGAGACAUUCAACCAGUUUAUCACACCCACAAUGAACGAGGACCCGCUCCUAACACACGGAUGGGAUGGAAAGCCAGAAGGGGCAGAAGAGCAGGGACAGAGCGUGAACCUGGCGGACCUUAUUCUUGCCAAGAUCGCAGAGAAGGAAGCCGGCGGUCCCCAAGGCGGGUACCGCGACGAGCCUGGCCCAAUUGAUGAGGAUUACGAGAUCCCCCCCAAGGUGAUGGAAGUGUUUGAGAAAAUUGGCAUGAUUCUGUCUCGCUACAAAUCUGGGCCGCUUCCCAAGCCAUUCAAAGUCCUUCCUCAGAUCCCCCACUGGGAGGACAUCUUGCCCAUUACACAACCCGAGUCCUGGACUCCCAAUGCCUGCUACGCGGCCACUAGGAUAUUUGCGUCCGCCAAGGAGGCUGUUCUUCAACGGUUUAUGGAGAUGGUGAUCUUGGAACGCGUCCGCGAGGACAUUCACGAGACCAAGAAGCUCAAUGUCCAUCUUUUCAACUCCCUCAAAAAGGCCCUCUACAAGCCUGGUGGUUUCUUCAAAGGCUUCUUGUUUCCUUUGGCGGCUUCCGGAACGUGCUCGCUGCGUGAGGCGCAGAUCGUAGCCGGUGUUUUGACCCGGGUCACUAUUCCGGCCGUUCAUUCCGGUAUGGCCAUUAAGGGCCUGUGCGAAAUUUCUUCUGCGCAGGCUUCUCAGCGCCUCGACUGCGUUAGCGCUACAAAUUUCCUCCUCAAGACUCUGAUUGAGAAACGUCACGCCUUGCCCUUCCAAGCGCUCGAUGCCCUCGUGUUCCACUUUCUUCGGUAUCCCGCUUUCGCCACCGGCGGGCAUAUGGCACCGAACGCUUUACCAGUCAUCUUCCAUCAGUGCAUGCUCUCAUUUGCACAGAGAUACAAGACGAACAUUACUGAGGACCAGCGAGAGGCUCUUCUGGAUCUUCUCCUAACUCACGGCCAUGACAAGAUUUCGCCCGAGAUCAGGCGAGAACUUCUCGCAGGUCGCGGAGGUGGUGUCCCUGUCGUGCAACCCGGAUUUGAUGGCGAUGACACGAUGCUGGACGCUUGAACAAACAUCGGUGAUCCAGUAAUGACUUAUAGACGAUGAACCCUUGGUAUGCAACGAGGACAUGUGGCUCAUUUUUACCUGGUACGCGCAUAGAGAUGGGAGUUGUGUUGUUCAGUGACCUUGGUGGCUUGGGACAGUCC
Neurospora tetrasperma FGSC 2508 is the source of this 1583-nucleotide messenger RNA. RefSeq lists its product as uncharacterized. Gene Ontology annotation, cellular component: cytoplasm; nucleolus; preribosome, small subunit precursor. Gene Ontology annotation, molecular function: snoRNA binding. The record is from RefSeq and is a predicted model, not a curated record. Gene Ontology annotation, biological process: rRNA processing. Bases 1 to 1443 code for a protein of 480 amino acids. NCBI's taxonomy places the organism in Eukaryota, Fungi, Ascomycota, Sordariomycetes, Sordariales, Sordariaceae. The transcript is spliced from 6 exons.